Messenger RNA from Ipomoea triloba (trilobed morning glory), 670 nucleotides. RefSeq names its product 14 kDa proline-rich protein DC2.15-like. The coding region runs from base 42 to 497 and encodes 151 amino acids. The record is from RefSeq and is a predicted model, not a curated record. The transcript has a single exon. Lineage: Eukaryota; Viridiplantae; Streptophyta; Magnoliopsida; Solanales; Convolvulaceae.
CAUCUACUUAGUAGCUUCAUUUGCAAAGGGUUACUGUGAAAAUGGCUUCCAAGAAAACCUCAGUACUGGCUUUAUUCAUCGUAUUCAACAUUCUCUUCUGCACCAUGGUGAGUGCAUGUGACACUUGCCAUAGCCCUAAACCGAAGCCGAAGCCAAAGCCAAAGCCAACACCAUGUGGCACUUGCCCUAGCCCUAAACCGAAGCCGAAGCCAAAGCCAACACCAAGCCCUUCUAAGGGAAAGUGCCCUAAAGAUGCCCUAAAGUUGGGUGUUUGUGCCAAUGUGCUUGGCAACUUGCUUGGCCUUGUGUUUGGCAACCCUCCAAUGGAACCAUGCUGCUCUCUCAUUGAAGGGCUUGUGGACCUUGAGGCCGCAGACUGCCUUUGCACCGCCAUUAAGGCUAACGUUCUGGGCAUUAACCUUAAUGUUCCACUUUGCCUCAGCCUUCUCCUUAAUGCCUGCGGUAAAAACGUUCCUUCUGGCUUCCAAUGCCUUUGAACAAUAAUUUAGCUUUUAAUUUGAUGUCAGCUAGAGAGUUGAGAAAGCUUCUUCUUCAAUUCUUCCUAGUUUGAAGUUAUAUAUUUCGGGUUUAAUUUCCUUUCUUGAAUGCACUGCUCGUGCAAUAUAAUUUGAUGUAUGUGUUCUCUUUUCUCUGCUUUCAUUUGCUGUGU